Messenger RNA from Emys orbicularis (European pond turtle), 1344 nucleotides. It is a transcript of the gene TEKT4, whose product is annotated as tektin 4. Gene Ontology annotation, cellular component: sperm flagellum; nucleus; microtubule cytoskeleton. The record is from RefSeq and is a predicted model, not a curated record. The transcript is spliced from 6 exons. The coding region runs from base 1 to 1344 and encodes 447 amino acids. Gene Ontology annotation, biological process: cilium assembly; cilium movement involved in cell motility. Lineage: Eukaryota; Metazoa; Chordata; Testudines; Emydidae.
AUGGCUCAGAGCGGGGUGCUGCUGACCAGGGAGCCGGCGCCGCAGGCGGUGCCGGUGUCCGAGCUGCCCAUGAAGGUGUACGAGGCGGCGCUGAACACGGGGCCGGACUCCUCGUGCGGCCUGGCCACGGCCGGCUUCCGCACCGCCAAGUACCUGACCGAGGAGUGGCACCAGCACAACUACGCCCAGUACCACCAGGCCUUCGCCGACCGCGACGGCUCCGAGCGCUGCCGCCACGAGUCCCAGAGCCUGGCCGCCUACGCCGCCGCCCUGGCCCAGCGCACCCAGGAGGACUCCACCGCCAAGCUGGGCCAGCGCCUCCAGGACACGCACUUCUGGAAGGCCGAGCUCCAGAGGGAGAUCGAGGACCUGACGACCGAGACCGGCCUGCUGGCGGCCCAGAAAGUGCGGCUGGAGCGGGCGCUGGACGCCACCGAGGUGCCCUACACCAUCGCCACCGACAACCUGCAGUGCCGCGAGAGGAGGCAGCCGGCGGACCUGGUUCGGGACCAGGUGGAGACGGAGCUGCUGAAGGAAGUUGAACUUAUCAGAAAUGUACAAGAACUUCUGAAAAGAACUUUGAUGCAAGCUGUUAACCAGAUGCAAUUAAAUCGAGAUCACAAGCAGAUUUGUGAAAUGGAUUGGUCUGAUAAAGUGGAAACGUACAACAUUGAUGACAAAUGUGGAAGAUACAAUAAUCAGAGCACCAACAUCCAGUUCCAUCCCAGCUCAUCAAAGUUUGAGGAAAGUGCCUCAACGCCUGAAACCUGGGCAAAAUUCAGCCAUGACAACAUCUAUAGGGCAGAGCGAGAGCGACUGGCUUCCAUCAACCUCCGUUUAUUGAUUGACAAUAUCCUGCAUGACACAGCUGAGGAUCUGCGCUUGCAGUGCGCUGCCGUUGAUGAGGCUUUUGCUAAACGCUGUGAAGAGAUGGAAGAUGCAAAACACAAACUGGAACAUCAUUUGAAAAAAACCCUUAAGGAGAUUGGAGAUCAAGAAAACAACAUUGCUGCUCUUAAACAAGCUAUUAAGGACAAAGAAGCUCCACUGAAAGUGGCUCAGACAAGGCUGUAUGACAGAUCUUUUAGGCCCAACGUUGAGCUCUGCAGAGAUCCAGCACAAUUCAGGUUGAUCAGUGAAGUUGAAGAACUGACGGAGUCCAUUGAGUCUCUGAAGCAGAAACUACUGGAGGCUGAACAGUCUCUGAGGAACCUGGAAGACACGCGGAUGAGUCUAGAGAAGGAGAUCGCUGUGAAAUCGAACAGCAUUUUUAUUGAUAGGCAGAAGUGCACGGCCCAUCGCACGCGAUACCCUGUUGUCCUUAAACUAGCAGGUUACCAGUAG